CCAAACAGAUCAUAAGAAGAGCAUCAGAAUGAAUCAGGCAUGUUAGAUGGGACAGGAGGCAAUAGAACACGCUGCUUGACAGAUAGAGAAAAAAAAACACAUUAUAAAGUACAUCCUGUUCAAAUGUGGACUGUGAUUAAGUACUCCAGCAGGUCUAGCAAUGACACAAUAAAAACAUGAUGGCACGCUAUGGAGAAAGCGUCACACCGCUACUCUAUCAACAUACACGAGGCAAGAUUGAUAACAUCCAUUUUUCAUAAACAAAACAAUUAAAUGUGCUGUACAAACAAAAAGGAACAGAUAUAAAGAUAAUUGAAAAAUGUUUUUAUUAUUCUAGGCACAGACACAAAAAAACUCUAGAUAGACAAGCGCUGCAGAAGUCUAACCUGCAGGUCAUUGAACAUUUACCUGGAAAGAUGUUCAAAACCCCUUGAUUGGCAGUGUAUAGAGUAAACCAAUGGCUUGACUUGAUCUAACAUAGCCUUUUUCCUCCAGCCAUGUAUGCUAUGAAGAUCAGUGUGGAAAAAGAUCUGCGCACAGGCAAGAGUCAGGUUCUCUCCUCUGCCACAGUCACCCCACAGGAUUUCCAACAGAAAGGUAUUAAAGUCUAUGAUGAUGGCAAGAAGUCAGUAUAUGCUGUACAGUCAGUGGGAAAGGAGUCUGAGGAUGCACUGGAUGAGAUGAGCUCCCUAGAAGUAGAGGAGCUUCUAAAAAAAGCCACAGCAACGAAGGAUCCAACUUAUGUGGAGUAUCAUGAGCCUGUUUUUUCCAGUUCGUACAGCAGAUCCUCAACUCCUCAAAAAGUGGAGCGAGGGAUGGUUAGACAAGGUCCCUAUGGGUUUCACAUACAGAGCAAGAUUCCUAGCCCAUUACAGCCUGACAAUCAAACCUCUCAAUAUCAAGAAAAUGUCAAAGCCAUGCUUUCUCCUAAUCCAGAUCAUGUGAAUUUUUACAUGAACAAGAAUGCUGUAAACAGACAAAAAGCAAAUAUUUCCAGAGGUUGUGAUGGUGUGCACACAGAUAAAGCAAAGCAGAUGGAGGAGCUUAAGGAACAGAAAAGGCUCAUUCCAGUGUCUGAUUCAGAACUGGAUUUGGAGAGGAACUCCAAUUAUUAUCCAACAGAAGAUGCUGACUUCAGUGCAGACAACUCUUUCCCAUAUGAGAUGGACUGCAGUGAGCCUGUGACAAUGAUAUUUAUGGGUUUUCAGCAGGCAGAGUCGGAUGAGGAAAAUGAUGUGAUCCAAGCUGAACUGGUAGUAAUAGGCAAUGAUGAAGAGGAUAAUGAGGAACCAUCUCUCUCAUAUCAUCCACAAGGUUACCAUAGCAAGGUCUUCCAGCCCAAGAAUGAUAAUCUUCAUCAUUCAGAAGUCAGGCAUGGUUUUACCAGAAGUCACAGCUCAGGAGAGCACCUGACCAAACACCAAACACAAAACACAGAUACGUCAGUCCUGACAAUGAAACAGCCUCAACUAGGAACAUGUGCAGUUCCCUCACAGCGUGUUCUCAGGCUCCCAAAUCCAUUGAAGACAUAAUAAGAAAGAACAGACAUAAGAAUUGGGUGUCCCCAAUUACAGUAGAACAGAG
Tachysurus vachellii is the source of this 1584-nucleotide messenger RNA. RefSeq names its product palmdelphin-like. The coding region runs from base 498 to 1532 and encodes 344 amino acids. Gene Ontology annotation, biological process: regulation of cell shape. NCBI's taxonomy places the organism in Eukaryota, Metazoa, Chordata, Actinopteri, Siluriformes, Bagridae. The record is from RefSeq and is a predicted model, not a curated record. Gene Ontology annotation, cellular component: cytoplasm; membrane. The transcript is spliced from 2 exons.